Microthlaspi erraticum is the source of this 3348-nucleotide messenger RNA. The record is from the annotation of a GenBank genome assembly. NCBI's taxonomy places the organism in Eukaryota, Viridiplantae, Streptophyta, Magnoliopsida, Brassicales, Brassicaceae.
AUGUUAUCGCCGGCUAAAUGUGAGUUUGAAGACUCAGCCACAGCUCAACUGAAUCUCCAUUCUUCUUCUCCAUCCGUACCGGAACGCCUCUCGCUACCCAAUCCCGAAGUUUCCGACGAAGAAGCUGCUCAGUCCUCCUUUAGUGGAGAAGCAACGAAGCUCUCCGACGGAGAGAUGAGUGAGAGGAGAUCCACGAAGCUCAAUUCUAAUUCGGAGCUUCGGAAGUCGCCGAGAUCCACCAACAGUUGUCAGGUUCGGAGGUCGCCGAGAUUUCCGCCGGCUGAUGGAAAAAUCGACAAUGUAUGCUCAGUUCCGGUCACCGGAAAGUCUGGAUCGAGGAAGAUAGAGAUUACUAGUGCUCUCCUUAAGAAGGAAAGCUUAGAUUCUGAGGGAUUGUCAUUCAAAGACAUAGCUGCGAUUGCCAAGAACUUGGAGAUGGAUAUUGAAUCCGACUGUCAAGUUACGAACAACGAUGCUGAAGGUAGAUCACAAGCUCAGGCUAAGAGGAAAGCUGACAGUGAUAGAUUAUCUUCAAGCAUCAAGAAUUGUAACCGGAGUCUCCGCAGCAGUAAGCGAACUAGGAGAUCUCCAAGAUUCACUGAGGAGGACGAAAAUAUAGGCAAGUCUAAAGAAGGAGAGAAGCCUGUGGCAUCUCGGAAUCCAUCAAAAAGAUCUCCAAAGCUAUCUGGAAUUGUUGAAAAUGGCAACGGAGAAACUUUCAACACUAGUGAUUGCAGUGCUGCGGAUAACAGAGUAACUGAGGAGAUGAAUGGAAAUUCUACUGUGAUCCAUAUAUCUGACAGUGAUGAAGAGACGCCGGCCAAGAACGUGCAAGAUUCGGAUGGAUAUCUGUAUACGAGAAGUUCAAAUGGAGCUAUUUUGAUAGAAGAUGCAAGUGAAUGUGAUGGGAGAGUCGCACCAUUGGAUCUAAGUAGUUCAGCUAAAUCAACCAAGGGAAAGGGUGGUGCGCGAGUGACACGUACUGCUGCUGUCCGGGAAAAGCAUGAACCUUGCAACUUCUUUUUCGUAGGAGAGCCAAUUCCUUGCGAGGAGGCUCAAGAAAGAUGGCGCUGGAGAUAUGAUCUCAAGGAACGCAAAUCUAAGAGUAAAGGCCAACAGCCAGAAGAUGACGAAGACAAGAUUGUUGCAAAUGUGGAAUGCCAUUAUUCGCAAGCAAAAGUCGACAAUCAGACCUUUAGCCUUGGAGACUUUGCCUGCAUAAAGGGUGAUGAAAAAGAGACCCAUAUUGGCAAGGUAGUAGAGUUUUUUAAGACAACAGAUGGAGAAAGCUACUUCCGAGUUCAGUGGUUCUACAGAGCAACGGAUACAGUAAUGAAACAGGAAGCUACUCAUCAUGACAAAAGGCGUCUCUUCUAUUCUACUGUAAUGAAUGACAAUCCGAUAGACUGUCUUAUUUCUAAAGUUACUGUGUUACAAGUAUCACCUAGGGCAGGAUUAGAGCCUAAAUCUAUAAAAUCUGACUUCUAUUUUGAUAUGGAGUAUUGCGUGGAGUAUUCAACAUUUCGAACCUUGAGAAAUCUUAAAUCUUCCGAAAACAAGCUUCAGUGUUGCGCCGAUGUGGUACCUAAGGAAUCCACUGAAUCCCUUUUGAAAAAUAAUUGUUUUAGCAAAGAGCUUCCUGUGCUUGAUCUUUACAGUGGUUGUGGUGGAAUGUCGACUGGGUUGAGUCUUGGAGCCAAGAUUUCUGGUUUUGAUGUCGUGACGAAAUGGGCUGUUGACCAGAAUCUGGCGGCCUGUGAGAGCUUGAAAUUGAACCAUCCACAGACACAGGUUAGGAAUGAUGCUGCUGGAGAUUUCCUCUUACUGUUGAAGGAGUGGGAUAAAUUAUGCAAGCGCUAUGUGUUUGAUAAUGAUCAGACAACUGAUAAAUUGAGUUCCGAAAGUUCAAAAAGAGAAGAAACCACUGAAAGUAGCUCUUCUGAUGACGAUUCCGAACCUGAGGAAUACGAAGUUGAAAAGUUGGUUGAUAUAUGUUAUGGUGAUGCUGACAAUACAGGAGAAAAUGGCCUUAAGUUUAAGGUGCAUUGGAAAGGAUACAGCAGCAAAGAAGAUACCUGGGAGCCUGCAGAGGAAUUGAGCAAUUGUGAAGACGCCAUGAGAGAGUUUGUAACAAGAGGAUUCAAGUCUAAGAUCUUGCCACUUCCAGGCGGUGUUGGUGUGAUAUGUGGUGGACCUCCAUGCCAAGGAAUUAGUGGCUAUAACCGCCACAGGAAUGUUGAUUCUCCCUUGACUGAUGAGAAGAAUCAGCAAAUUAUAGUAUUCAUGGACAUAGUGGAGUAUCUGAAACCCGCAUUUGUGCUGAUGGAAAAUGUUGUUGAUAUUCUGCGUCUGGACAAAGGCUCUCUUGGGAGAUACGCUUUGAGCCGUCUUGUGCACAUGAGAUACCAAGCAAGGCUAGGUAUCAUGACAGCUGGUUGCUACGGUCUUUCCCAGUUUCGUUCCCGAGUUUUCAUGUGGGGAGCUGAUCCAAACAAGAACCUUCCUCCUUUUCCGCUUCCAACCCAUGAUGUUAUUGUCAGAUAUGGGUUUCCACAAGAGUUCGAGCGGAAUGUGGUUGCUUAUGAUGAAGGCCAAUCCAGAAAAGUCGAACAAGCUCUUGUUCUACAAGAUGCGAUAUCAGAUCUCCCUCCUGUGUCAAAUGACGAAGAACGGGAGAAAAUGCCUUAUCAAAAUCUCCCAGAAACAGAUUUCCAGAGAUAUGUUAGAUCAACAAAACAAGAUUUGACAGGCUCUGAAAUUGGUAAAUGUACAAAAGGGACGAUGCUACUGCAUGAUCACAGGCCUUUGCAUAUGUUUGAAACUGAUUAUAUCCGAGUUUGUCAAAUCCCAAAGAAGAAGGGAGCUAAUUUCAGGGAUCUUCCAGGGUUAAUUGUCAGAGACGACAAUACAGUCUGCCGUGAUCCAUCAAUGGAACUGGUUCUUCUGCCAUCAGGAAGGCCUUUGGUACCAGAAUACGUCUUUACCUUUCAGCAAGGGAAGUCUAAAAGGCCAUUUGGUCGUCUUUGGUGGGAUGAAACAGUUCCAACCGUUCUAACAGUCCCGACCUGCCAUAGUCAGACGUUUUUACACCCGGAGCAAGAUCGAGUGCUAACCAUAAGAGAAUCUGCACGGCUUCAAGGAUUUCCUGAUUACUUCCAGUUCUGUGGAACCGUUAAAGAAAGGUAUUGUCAGAUUGGAAAUGCAGUGGCAGUCUCAGUUUCUCGUGCCUUGGGUUAUUCUCUUGCUGUGGCUUUUCGUGGUAUAGCCUGCGACGACCAUCUGAUAAAACUUCCUGAGAACUUUUCUCACUCAACUUACCUUCAGCUUAAAGAAGCCACUCCACAUUAA